CGAUAUCGACCUCAGAGCAACCGCAGGGGGGAAUCUCGUAGCGUUUAGCAGCGAGGAAAUCAAAACUAUAUCGGGCACCAUGGAAUAGCCAAGGCUUUUUUCUGUCAUUGUGUGUUUAAGGCAUUGUGUUCUGAGUGAAUUAUAAUAUUUUUUUGUGAUCGGAAAGGUGAGAUCCAAGGAGUGACCUGGAGGACCUGCUAAGUUUAGGGUUCCACCGCCAUGGCGUUUCCGAGCAGUUUGUUUCGGAUUAUCACAGCUGUAUUGUUGCUCUGCUCAUCGUCACCGAACGCUGUCCUUGCCAGUGACGAUCCUGAGGCAAUCAUCUUAGACCGUCUCGCCGCCGACUUGUUCGCCCCUUCGCUAGACGACGUGGACCUCAGGAGCCUAAUCCCCGUUAACGCCAGCUUCUCCAGGGAUGGGCCCUUCAGUGGUUCUCCCAUGGGAGAAGCUCUGGACGCCUUGAUCUUGGUGAUAAACAAGAGACACAUCAAGAGACAAAUUACCUGCCCCGAGUGUGUGCCUGGUCUGAACUGUCCCCCUCUUUGCCCAAAUCCCGGGCCAAUAAGGCCCCCUUGUCCUCCUUGCUACCCAGGAACUGCUUGUCCGGCAGGAUGCCCGCCCACACCUUGCCCUCCAUGUUUCCCAGGCAGUAGGUGUCCACCAGGAUGUCCAUUUACUGAAUGCCCCGAUUGUUUCCCAGGGAAUCCUUGCCCUAUUGGGUGUCCAGUAACUUAUUGUCCACCUUGCUACCCAGGCAGUCAGUGCCCAAGUGGCUGUCCCCAAACUCCUUGCCCAGCGUGUUAUCCAGGUUAUCCAUGUCCGGAGGGCUGCCCAUCCACACCAUGCCCACCGUGCUAUCCAGGAUCUCCUUGUCCGGUUGGAUGUUCAGCCAGACCUUGCCCACCUUGUUACCCUGGGUCAACGUGUCCUACUGGCUGUCCCGCCACACAGUGCCCACCUUGCUAUCCAGGAUCCCGUUGUCCUGAUGGCUGUCCUUUAACUCCGUGUCCCCGCUGCUAUCCUGGUGACCCUUGCCCCAUUGGAUGUCCUGCUACACAAUGCCCUACAUGUUAUCCUGGGGAAAUAUGUCCUGAGGGCUGCCCACCAUCCCCAUGUCCACCUUGUUCACCUGGAACUUGUCCAGCUGGAUGUCCUCCAACACAAUGCCCAACAUGUUACUCACCAGAAAACUGUCCUCCCGGUUGUCCGAUUUCUAAGUGUCCCAUUUGCUAUUCUGGAGAAUACUGCCCAAGUGAAUGUCCAAUAUCCCCGUGCCCAAGUUGCUAUCCAGGUGAAAAAUGUCCUGCUAACUGCCCUCAAACACCGUGUCCCCCAUGCAGACCAGGUGAGCCUUGCCCACCUGCAUGCCAGAUGCCAUGUCCACUAUGUUUUCCAGGAGACAGUUGCCCUCCUGGCUGUCCCAUUUCACCAUGUCCCCCCUGUUAUCCUGGACAGCGAUGCCCAUCAAGAUGUCCAAUAACUCCAUGUCCAUCAUGUUACCCAGGAGAAUCCUGUCCUGUAGGUUGUCCACCAACUCCAUGUCCAGUAUGCUAUUCUUUAGAAACGUGUCCUCCUGGCUGUUCACCGUCCCCUUGUCCAGUUUGUUACUCCCAAGUAUCUUGUCCAAGGGGAUGCCCGAUACUGACUUGCCCCCCUUGCUAUUCUAAGGAUACAUGCCCGGAAGGGUGUAUACCAAGGCGCUGUCCCCUUUGCUACCCAGGGACAAGCUGCCCUCCCGGAUGUGAAAGAACGCCUUGCCCACUGUGCUAUCCCGGGCAAUCGUGCCCUGUUGGUUGUCCUGCUACAGAAUGCCCUACAUGCUAUCCUGGCCAAGAGUGUCCUAGAGAAUGCCCGGAGUCACCAUGUCCACCUUGCUAUCCAGGAACCAGUUGUCCCUCUGGGUGUCCUCCUACACCAUGUCCAAAUUGUUAUCCUGGUACCCGCUGUCCAGUGGGUUGCCCACCAACUGAAUGUCCUUUUUGUUAUCCAGGAACUCCAUGUCCAGCAGGAUGUCCAAGAACACCAUGCCCAAAGUGCCAGAAAGGUUAUCCUUGUCCACCAGGGUGCCCAGUUACACCAGAUUGUCCAGAAUGCCCGAGAGGACCACCAGGUUUCCCAGGACCGGAAGGGGAAAUGUGGCCCGGCCCACCUGGGCCUCCAGGCCCUCCAGGGUAUGGACUGCCUGGCCCACGGGGACCUCCUGGAUCACCUGUGUAUCCGGAUUCUACGCCUUGCAGGGCUACUACCAAAUGCCCUAAAACAGAAGUGAUUUGGAAAAUUAUCAAUGAAACCACAAACACUACAGACUGCUGCAAAUUGCAGCCGCCAGCUCCCAGACCGCCUUGCAAGUAUGAUUUUGCAGACCUGGUUAUAAAACUCAACAACCUUGAAAGAAAGUUGGCAAUAGUCGCCAAGUUAGACGACCAACUUUCGUCACACAGCGCGGCACUGAAGUCACUUGGGAACCUUCUCAGAGCAUCCGACUUCCACGGUAACCAGGGUCCAGCAGGAGACAAGGGUAAAACGGGAAUAAAAGGCAGUCUAGGGCCGAAAGGAGAGAGAGGUGAAUGCAUCAAGGGCCCCGAGUCAGAGCCCCCAACCGGGCCUGUGGGGGUCCCCGGUAACAAGGGGGCCCCCGGUCUACCGGGUGAUAAAGCGCCUUGCAGGUGCCGCGGUGAUAAGGGGGAGCCUGGUCCACCAGGGGAAGACGUCAUAGGACUCCCUGGUCUCAAGGGCUUCAAGGGAGAGAAAGGCGCCAAGGGCGCUAACAGAUCCUUCGGCGGGAAGAAGAGUCAGAAGUUGACAGACGACCCGGCCCUCUCCCCUUCCUCCGGAGGACGAUCUAGGAAGAGAGUGCUCCAGUAAGGAUACAGGACUUCCAAGGGAAAGGGUCUGGAGAUCAUAAUUGUGUACAACGGCGGAAUAUAGGAUUAAAUCAUUCUUACCUAUCACGUCUUUAUCCCUUUGCAUCUCCCUCUCAUUCUUUGUUAUUUUUCAAUCAUUUUUUUGUUGUUGCUUCAUAUUCGAUAUUCCUCAAUUUUUAAUUUUCAUUUUCCUGGUAAUGUUAUCGGAUCUUUCCUAGAUAGUAACCCCCAGAUUAAAGGUCUGGGGUUGUUGUCUAGGACUAAUAUUUCCAGAGGGUCAUUAUCUUUAUGAUAUUUAUAAACUUUUUUUAUGUUUUAACGGUCACUCCAACGAGUUUGUACUAAACACGCCGCAAGGGUGAUAC
Messenger RNA from Macrobrachium nipponense, 3229 nucleotides. Its product is annotated as basic proline-rich protein-like. The record is from RefSeq and is a predicted model, not a curated record. The transcript has 5 exons. Gene Ontology annotation, biological process: extracellular matrix organization. NCBI's taxonomy places the organism in Eukaryota, Metazoa, Arthropoda, Malacostraca, Decapoda, Palaemonidae. Bases 220 to 2865 code for a protein of 881 amino acids. Gene Ontology annotation, molecular function: extracellular matrix structural constituent conferring tensile strength.